AAGUGCUUGCCCAAUGAUACUAUUCUCCAUGUUCCACCAUUUUCACAAACACACGCUUCCUUCUUCUACAAAAGUAAAACAGAAAGUACAAUUCUUCUUUUGUUGUUGUUGUUCCUCAAUUCUCGUAGUAACUUAACAUUAACAUUUGCCUAAACAAAUAAUACUUUUUUAGCUUUUUUGCUCUUAACUCUCAAACACUACACACUAAAAAAAGAGAGAGUGAGAGAGGGAACAAAAGAAAGAAGUGUCUGUGUUUUAUUCCAAAGCGGUUGUGUUUCGAAUCUAAACUUGCUUCAGCUUCAGCUUUGCUCUGACCUCUAGUCUCCAACAAGCUAAGUUAAAGAAGACGAAGAAGAAGAAGGAGCUGAUUUUCAAAACCCAGAAUUUUAAAGGGGGAGUGUUUUUUGUUUUUUUUUGACUUUUUUGUUUGGUUGGUUUGAUAGGAGUGGGGGAUAUGGCUUUUCUUUCAAUGCUAUGUUGUGGAAAGGGUACAGAUCGGAGUGAACUAGGGAAGAAGCAGCAAACUUGGAGAGUCUUUUCUUUAAGGGAGCUGCAUGCAGCUACAAACAAUUUUAAUUAUGAUAACAAGCUUGGAGAAGGGGGAUUCGGCAGUGUUUACUGGGGUCAGCUUUGGGAUGGAUCACAAAUUGCAGUCAAAAGGUUGAAGGUUUGGAGCAACAAAGCAGAGAUGGAAUUUGCUGUUGAGGUUGAGAUACUAGCACGAGUACGCCACAAGAAUCUGCUCAGCUUACGUGGCUAUUGUGCUGAGGGGCAAGAGCGUUUGAUUGUAUAUGAUUACAUGCCAAAUUUAAGCUUACUCUCUCAUCUUCAUGGGCAGCACUCCGCAGAAUGCCAUCUCAAUUGGGACCGACGGAUGAGUAUUGCAAUUGGGUCUGCUGAGGGCAUUGUCUAUCUCCACCACCAAUCCACUCCACAUAUAAUCCAUAGAGAUAUCAAAGCAAGCAAUGUGUUGCUAGAUUUAGAUUUUCAGCCUCGGGUUGCUGAUUUUGGAUUUGCCAAGUUAAUCCCUGAGGGUGCAACACAUGUGACAACAAGAGUUAAGGGUACCCUUGGCUACCUUGCACCAGAAUAUGCUAUGUUAGGGAAAGCAAAUGAGUCUUGUGAUGUCUACAGCUUUGGAAUACUCCUACUAGAGCUUGCAAGUGGCAAGAAACCCAUUGAAAAACAUGGAGCCAUAAAACGCUCAAUUACUGAUUGGGCACUGCCAUUGGUCUGUGAGAGCAAGUAUGAUGAACUAGUGGAUCCAAAGCUUAACGGCAAGUACGUCAAUGAGGAGCUGAAAAGACUUGUCUUGGUUGCACUAAUAUGUGCUAACGUUCGGCCUGAGAAAAGACCCACAAUGCCUGAGGUGGUGGAGCUUCUGAAGGGAAUCUCAAAAGAGAAAUUAUCUGAACUGGAAAAUGAUGAACUGUUCAAGGCCCCUCGUGCUGCAGAUUAUAAUGAUGGGACUUCCAUUGCUGAAGACAGCACAGACUUCAUCUCAGAGGAGAGAGAUUCAAAACAGGAAUUGAAAGAGGAGAAUGAGCUUUAAAAUUGAACAUAAUCACACUACUAACUCCAGUAUACAUUCGAUAUGAAGUUUGUAUUUAUUUUAUUAUUUGGUUUUUCUCAAGGCAAGGUGGCACUGGCUGUCCUUUUAUUACCAUUGCUAGGAACCAAAUGAAAGCUUGGUUUUGUGGCUGAUGUAAGAUUUGUGUGCUGCUCAUCUACUUUUCUUACUUUAUCCUGGAGUGGAUGACAUGGAAACUAUAUUUAAUAUUUAUUGAGUUGUGCUAAGUUUUUGGCUCUCGCA
This is a messenger RNA of Quercus robur (English oak), 1813 nucleotides long. Its product is annotated as PTI1-like tyrosine-protein kinase At3g15890. Gene Ontology annotation, biological process: protein phosphorylation. Bases 455 to 1552 code for a protein of 365 amino acids. The transcript has 4 exons. Gene Ontology annotation, molecular function: ATP binding; protein kinase activity. Lineage: Eukaryota; Viridiplantae; Streptophyta; Magnoliopsida; Fagales; Fagaceae. The record is from RefSeq and is a predicted model, not a curated record.